Molecule: messenger RNA, 760 nt
Organism: Phytomonas sp. EM1
Lineage: Eukaryota; Euglenozoa; Kinetoplastea; Trypanosomatida; Trypanosomatidae
Source: the annotation of a GenBank genome assembly
GGUGCAAAGAAGCGAGGGAUCGUUCAAAGUUCCUUAGAUUUAAGGAAAACUCAUCCGUGUUUUGGAUUCUUUAGAUUUUUCAUCAUCUCAAUUUGAUUUCAUGGUUUCUUCGUCCAUGGCGCGCAAAAAGUGUUCUAGGAAAUGACGGCAACCGCUGAAUUUCUCCGACAAAGUUGUGCAGAGAAUGCCAACCUCUUCACUACCUCUGAGUAUUUUGAAAAGAUACACACAUGCCUAUUGCGGUUUCACGUCAAUGUACGUGAAGGAUGUGCUCACGAACAUGUAUUUUUUAUUUUCAAAAUAAACCGAACUUGUUUCAAAUGGCUUCUAGGUGCGCACCCGCCUUGGCAGUUCAAAACACGCACCUAUGGGCGUACCUACAAACUCUUUUGAGUGGAUCUGAGAGAUGUGGGAUCCGCUGUAGAUGACCACAGCGAUCACUCAUUAACGCCAACUUCUCAUGGAAUUCAAAGCUUUAGACAUGAAUUUAUUAAAAAGCAAAGAUAAAAGAAACCAUGAUAUUCAUUAAAACAAGUUGUACGCUAUUUUAUUUUCUUUAUUAUUACAAAAUGAUGGUUUGAUUUCCAAAAGGCGGUGCAGCUCGUAGUUAGUGGUAGACGAAAAAUGGGAGGGUGGUGGUGGUACUCACUACGGACUGCUCUAAAUAUUCACAUUCUUUUUGUUUACCUUACCGAAUAGGCUGCGAGUUUUUUUUAUGUUACAACUAUACUCAAUUUUUUUUGUCAGUAUCUCUAUGGUA